CUCCAUAUUUAGGAGAUAAACUUUUUAACCGGUAACCAACAAACAACAUGGCUGAAUUAUGGAUAAAUAAACUUGUCUCAGCACAGAAAACAUGUCUUGUUCAAGACAGUAAGACAUAUAUACGGUUUUAUCUCAUAUAUUAAAUUAAAAAUAUUUACAGUAUUAUUUUUUAUUAGUAGUAGUAAUUUUAUAUAGCGCCGUACCCCAGCUUAGGGCUGGGCUCACCACACUGUACAUACUUACAUACAAUUUAACAACAUAUCUAAAUACUAAAUACCUUGUCUUAAUACUUAAUACAUAAUCAUGUUCAUGAACUUAAAAAUUAGCAUACAUUAAUUAAAUAAAACAAAAAAAAUGUAUAUUCACUCUCCAUUCCAUAACUAUUUUCAUGUCAAGCGAUGGAAGGCACCCAGAAACAUCAUUUAUCUGUCAGAGGGGGGAAUCAGUCAGGAUAGUAGAGUUUAAAAUAAGUUAGAUAUGUUUUGAGUGCAUUUUUGAAAUUAUUUAACAAUAAACAGAAAUAGAAGCAUCUGCUUCUAAACUAAUUAAUCAUUUUAAGGCCUAAUUAGUAUUAGAGCCCUGCCCCCUCCUUUUAUGAUAAUUGUACCUUGAUGUUUCCCCCUGUUCUAAUAUGGUCACCAUCUUUGUUAUCAUUUUGUCAUGUGUCAAAAACUCAUGUGGGUAAAUUACGCAAUCCACGCCACUUAUUUCCCAUGUCAGCCAUCUUGGUUGGCAGAUUGCCAUGACCCUCUAUAUAUGUGGCAAGAAGUGUCAAUGACCUGCGGUCACCCCCUUUCCUGGCAUUAUUUUGGCUGGUAUUAAUUUCGUGGCAAAUGUAGCAACUUUAUUGUAUUUCUCUAGCUCUGAGGCAAGAAGUGUCAACGAUCUGUGGUCACACCCUUCUCUCAACUUACACACGGUGCAAAUUUAACCUCAUUUUAAAUAUUAUAAUUAACCACCCAAUGAAAUAUUAAUUCACAACAUUCCAAAGGUUUAUUAAUAUUAAUACAAAAGAAGUUAACUCUAGGAACAAUCCAAGAGUAAACAAAAGGAAACUCACUCAUACCAGUGCAAAUGUUAGGCAUGCAUUGUUCUUAUAUAUAUAAAGAUAUAUUAUAUUAAGAACAAUGAAUACCUGACAUUUGUACUGGUAUGAGUGAGUUUCCAUUUAUAUAUAAAGAAAAAUAAAUAUUAUAUUUUAUUUAACUUUUUCUUCUGAAAUCUGAGCCAACUUCUAAACACAAUGUUGGCAGAAUGCACAAAAAACCAGUGUGGGCUGAUAAUUAUGUAGUUUUAUAUGUUUUUAAAAAAAUUAAGAAUUAAAAAAAAAUCAUUGGGUCAUUGAUUAAUUGCUCUGUGGUUCAUAUCCUGACACUUUCUUUGUAAGAAAAACAUUGAAAACAGAAAAGAUCUUUUCUUCCAUUUAGACCACAAAUUUAACAGUCAACGACAGAAGAUGGUUGGAAAUGAGUUUUUUAUAGAUCUACUGGAGUUUUUUAAAUUGAUUUAGUAUAGAGAAGCAGCCAAAAGACACAAGUGGCAUACCUCAACACACCAGUGGGAACAGCAUGACUGCAUUUUUGAACUUAUUUAUGGAUUAUUUAGCACAAACAUUGAGUGUCAUACAUAAACAAUUAGUAAUACAUUAAAAAUUAUUGUCAUUUAAAAAGUUUAAAAAAAAAUAAGUUAGCCAUGGCAUUUUAUAUUCUAUUACUAUUAUGUUUUAAAAGCUUAUCCAAAAUGUUCAUCUUAUUUGAUAUCCUCUAGACCAGGUGUUGGCAACCUUUUUGAGACGGAAGAGCCAAAAGUUACAAUUUACAAAAUUUACCAGUUUUUAAAGAGCCACUAACAUUUUUACUUAAUUAAUUUUAUAAUUAUUAAUAUUUGCGCAUGGAACAGGAGAGCCGCAUCUUGACAUCAAAAGAGCCGAAGGUUGCUGGCCCCUGCUCUAGACCAGUGUUUCCCAAUAUUUUCUAUACUCAGCACCCGCACUAAAUGUUUUAUUAAGUGUUGUGCCCCCUACUAACCGUUUUACUAAGUCUCACACCUCUACAAUGGUAACAAUGCAUUUAAAAUUUAAAAAAAAAUGGUAAUCUAAUUUUUUAAUUGAACUGCAAAGAGAACUGAGGAACUUAGAGAAUAAAAUUGUGCCUUAUUAUGCAAAGCAAAAUGUUAAUGAAGAAUAUUUUGAAAAUAUAGAAAGAUUUAUAUCAUACUGAUAAAAAACUGGGAACAGCCAACUGCUAAGCCAACCAAAUUCAAUGUAGCACUUCUGGCACAUGAGCAUAAAAGAGAGGAAUUCAGUGCUACCUUAACAGAAUAAGUUCCAAGCACUGGAAGACCAAACAGAAGAUGACCAAGUAGAACAUAAAUAGCAAAAUAUAAAGAUGUCUAUAACAUCCACUUGCCAAGAAGUUUUAGGAUCAGUGAAGCAGAAACACAAAGACUGGCCCUCACUUAACACACUGCAAAAAAUAAAAGAGAGAAAAGAAAUGAAAAGUAUAGUUAACAGCAGCUGCACCAGGGCAGAGAAAACAAAAGCCCAAGAGAAAUAUAAAGAAGCAAACCAAAAGGUAAAAAAAACAGCAUAAAAAAAUAUAAAAAUCCUACAUAUAUGGCCCAGCAUCAACAGCAGAAACAGCCAGGAAGGGCAACUUGAAAGAGCUCUACAACAUAACAAGAAAGCUGUCAUGGAGAUACAAAAGGCCGGAGAGACCUGUCAAAGAUAGAGAAGGUAGAUCAAUAACAGAAAGGAAAGAGCAACAAAAAGAUGGGUGGAAUACUUUAAGGAACUAUUAAACACACCCCCACACACAGACGCACCAGACUUACAACCAGCAAAUGAAGACUUACAAAUAUAAGAAAGUGCACAGAUAAGGAAGAAAUAGCUCGCACCCUCAAGCAGCUCAAAAUAGGGAAAGCACCCGGAGAUGAUGAGAGCUGAUAUAGCUACAAUAGUCAACAGGCUGCACCCUCUGUUUUAAAAGACAUGGGAAGAAGAGAGAGUUCCAAAAGAUUGGAAAGAAGGAUACCUCAUCAAGAUACCAAAGAAAGGGGAUCUCAGCAAUUGUGCAAAUUACAGAGGAAUCACACUGCCGUCUGUACCAGGAAAGGUCUUUAACAGAAUUAUUUUGAACAGAAUGAGAGACCAGGUCGACAUGCAGCUACGAGAUCAACAGGCUGGCUUCCGCCAAAACCGAUCAUGCACAGAUCAAAUUGCAACACUAAGAAUCAUUGUAGAACUGUCCAUCAAAUAUUACUCCCCCAUAGAUAAAUUUUAUAGACUACGAAAAGGCCUUUGAUAGCCUGGACCGACAAACCUUGUGGCAACUUCUUCGGCACAUUUUCGAGUACCAGGGAAACUAGUCAGGAUCAUUCAGAGCUCUUAUGAAGAAAUGAUAUGCAGGGUGGUCCAUGAAGGUAAACUCACAGAUUCCUUUACAGUCAAAACAGGAGUCAGACAAGGAUGCCUCUUGUCCCCAUUUCUAUUCAUCCUUGCCAUUGACUGGAUAAUGAAAAAAUCCACAGACAAAAAGAGGAAUGGGAUACAGUGGACACUCUGGGGACAACUGAAUGAUUUAGACUUUGCAGAUGACAUUACACUUCUGUCUCAUAACCAACAACAAAUGCAGGAAAAGACAAAAGACGCAGCCACCAUUACAGCACAGCUCGGAUUCAAUAUAAAUAAAAGCAAGACAAAAAUCAUGAAAGUAAACUCAUCCAACCAAGAGCAUAUUUGUCUGGCAGGAAAAGCACUGGAAGAAGUGGAGUCUUUCAAUUACAUAGGCAGCACCCUAGACACAAAUGGCGAAUCCGAUGCGGACAUAAGAGCCAGAAUUGGAAAAGCUAGAUCAGCAUUUGUGCUAUUAAAGAAAAUAUGGGAGUCGAAGGAGCUGAAACUGCAAACCAAAGUCAGAAUCUUUAAUACAAAUGUCAAAACAGUCCUACUAUAUGGUGCAGAAACUUGGAAAACAACAGUGAGCCUUGCGCAGAAAGUGCAAACACAUCCCUUAGAAAGAUCCUGAAAAUCAAAUGGCCAAAUACUAUCACCAACAAAGAUCUACUAGAAAGGACAUACCAGGUGCCCAUUGAUGAAGAUAUCAUAAAGAAAAGAUGGAGGUGGAUAGGGCACACGCUCCGAAAACCCCCAGAUAGCACCACCAAACAAUGCCUAUCAUGGAACCCACAGGGAAAAAGAAAGAGAGAAAGGCCUAAAAUACAUGGAGACGCAAGCUAGACGCAGACACACAAAAUAUGGGAUACACCUGGAAGCAUUUGGAAAGGAAAGGAUGAGUUGAAAAUUCUUGUAGACGGCCUAUGCCCCAGACGGGGUAGAAAGGCAUAAGUAAGUAAAUAUAUCAUAACUUAAAAUCUAAUGUCUCCUCAGUUCUUAUAAUAAUAUUUCCUCAGAUCCUCUUAAAUGUCACCUUGUACCCCAUUUGGGCGCUAUACCAGGUUGGAAAACCUCGUUAUUGACUAUAAAAUAUAUACUGAUUGUGAAGAACACUAGUUAACCAGACCUCUUAAAAUAUUGGGCUCAAUUUUUACAGUAUAAGUAGUGUAACUGGAAUGAAGAUAAAUGGAGAUCCAUUUUUUAAUGGAGAUCAUGGCUAUAAAAAUACAAGACUAGUGGAGUAACACACUUUGAUUUUAUAAUUAAAUAGUUUAUUUAAAUAGUUUAUUUAUUCCAUUUCAUUUAUCUUUACUUUAGACAAACGUAAAAUUCACUUUACAUUCUCUGAUGGGACAGAACUUGUGGAAGAGUAUGACAUAAAAUCUGAUGAACUUCUAGGUGUGUAUUUUCAUAUGAAGAAUCUUUAAGAAUUCUUUUAUAAGUCAUAACGGUCACCCUAAAUUUCUUUUCUGUAAUAUGUGACUUAGUUUUUGUUGUUCACUUUUAAACAAAAAUAUUUAAAGUUAUGAAAUUAGUAAAUUUAAUAUCUUCUGCUUAUAUUUUGUAAUAAUACUGACAUUUAAAAAAGCAAAACAAAAACAAAGUAGGCUAACAUACAACAAAAUUUAGAAUGAGAAAACUGCAUAAUUCUUUAUUUGGAAAAAGUAAACUCAUGUCACUACCAAGGAAAUUCCAAUGCAUAAUCAACUUGAUGCAGUCCCCCCCUCCCCCCUUUUUUCAUACACACACACACACACACACAUUUUUUUGCUCAACAUUUUUUUGACCUAAAGUUUGAUGUGAUAUUGUUUUCUUUCAAUGCUUAAUUAUUAUCAUUUUAAAAGAAUAUUUUAACUUACAGUGAGAAAAUGGAAAAAGAAAAGCACACUGGGAGGUGUAGGGAAAUGGGAAAUUGAAGUUGGAGAGCAGCCAUCUCAAUUUAAUCUUGAGAUUGAUGGUUUGGCAGAAAGCACAGCUAAUGUAGGUGGAGCUAGAGAUAAACAUAUGAUUAGAAAUAAAAUGUUCUGACUUUUGUUAAAAAGGUUACAUUUUCAUGUUGUACAUUACUCAUUCAUGUAUUUUGAAAUGACCUGACAAUUUUUCAAAAUUAGAAGAAUAAUUGUAUUCCCAAUAGUGAGAAGGCAAGAUGUUCUUAUUGCUUUAAAUUACAUUUUUAUGAUGUUUAUUACUCAUCCGUGUAUUUUUAAAUGAACGGCCAAUUUAAUAGUGAAGAAAAAUUAUUAUUUUCAAAAUAGUGAGAUAACAAAAGCUUCUUACUUAUUGCUUAAAAUUACAUGUAAAUCUUUACUAAGUAGCAUGCUGAUCUUUCCUUUAAAGCUGGUUUUAUCUAUUUCUUGUCACACUUUCCAGCCAUGUCAUAUUUGUCAUUCUAAAUUUUUUUUGUAUCAUGCACAGUCAUAUUUAAUUCUAAUGGUGAAAACAUUAUUUGGUUCAUUUUUCAGCCAGUGUUUGUACGUAAAGAUACAAAAACUAACUUCCAGUGGAGAAUUCGGAACCUCCCUUAUCCCUUGGACAAUUACAAAGUUACAGCAAAACCAGACCAGGGCAAAGUUGUUAUAUCAACUGUAAAUAAAAAGUAAAUUUGCUGUUUGUGUCAUUAUUAUUAGCUAAUUUUAGAUAAAGGUAAAAAAGAAAAAUGCAAAUUCGUUUUGUUUUAGAGAUUAAUUACCGCUGGUCAAUCUUAGUGUUUCCCGACCUUCUCUGUACUAUGCUAUGCACCACCUAUGAAUUAUUUGAACAGUCUCACUCCCUCUACAAAUUGUUUCACUUAAUCUUUCAACGCCUCAAACGUAAUAAUGCAUUUUAAAAUAAUUGACUUCUUAUUUAUUCACUGAAUUGCAAAUAUACUUAGUUAAUGGAAAGAAAUAAGAAAAUUUUAAGAACAACUAAACAUUUAUUUCAUAACUUAAAAGCUAAUACCUCCUCUGUACUUAUAAUCUAAUUUCCUUGCACCCCCUGAAAUGCCACCUCGCACCCUCUGGGUACGAACAUACCUUAAUUAUUUAAAGAUAUUUUAUACCAAUAAAUAAUUUUUUUUCAUACAUCACCAUAAGCAAUGAGAAUAAUAAAGAGGGUGCAUUGAAUUAUUCACGUUUCCUCAUUUGUUGUAAGAUGAUAAAAAAUUAAUUAUUGAUAUAAACAUAAUGGAAAUUAUGUUUUAUGUUUAUAGCAAUAUCAAUAAUUAAUUUUUUUGAUAAACUACAUUUUUAUCAUUUCUUAGGUAUUAUAAAACAUUUGAAAUUCCUGAUCUUGCAAGAUGUGGACUUCCAUUAGAGCAAGAGCCACUUGAAAUAGCUCAUGCAAACAGCACUCUAUUAAUUUCUGUGAGUAAUUUAUAUACAGCCUUAUAUUUUAAGUUACAAUUGUAGCAUAAUUAAAUGUGUUUCCCAUUUCAAUGGUUUUUAUAUCUUAUAUUUGAUGAUGUUUUUUCUUGCAUUAAUCUAUAGCUUACUUAAGUCUCACGGACUGGAUAGGUUAAAAAGUCUGAUCAGUUCAAUAAACACCUAUGCAAAAUUGAUUGAGAGCUAAGACCAGUCUUGUCACACUUUAACAAAAUUGACCACCAAAGUGCCUUUAAUGUGUCUCACAUUAGAGAAUCAUCUUACCCUCAGUAAAGGCUGUUUCACUAAAUUCUCUGAACCAAAUGUGGAGCUAUUAUUUUUUUUUAUGCCAUCCUAUUUCUCCCAGUUUCUAUAAAUACCCAUCCAACAAGAACUUAUGCUAGCAAUGAUCCACACCUCAAUUUUAUUUUCUAAGCAAUAUAAUAAAAUGAAAAAAAUCAUUUAAUUAUAACAUUAUGGUUAUCCGUAUUAAGUUAUAAUGAGGUGUGCUUUGGAAAUGAACUUAAUUUUCAUAUUGCUUCCCUCUGAGACUAUUAUGGUUUGCAUUUUUUUUCCUUCUAAAUAUAGUACAAAAAGCCUCCAGCCUUUUUGGCAGUGGAAAAAAAGCUUCAGCAAGAAUUUAAGAAACUGAAAGCUUCCAAAGAUGGUGAUGUAGAUUGUGCUCCAAGCUAAUGAUUUUGUAAAAUAUUUUCACUUUUGCAAGUGUGAAUGUUGCAGAUUUUUGGGUCAUGCGUGUAAGCUUAGAUUACUAGUAAAAAUAAUUCAUUUUUAGUAUAACUGAUUCAUCAUUAUUUUCAUGCUUUUUUAAAAUACUGUUAUUGCAUUUUCUUUAAUAAUUUAAAUUUAUAAUCCACAAUGUUCUUUCUUCAAGCUUUGAAUUGACUUUAGAUAAAUAAUUGUUAUUUCUAUAUGUUGGCAAAAUAAAUCUAUGUUUUUUUGCAUUCAAA
Lymnaea stagnalis (great pond snail) is the source of this 7703-nucleotide messenger RNA. Lineage: Eukaryota; Metazoa; Mollusca; Gastropoda; Lymnaeidae. The record is from the annotation of a GenBank genome assembly.